AUGGAACGAGUUUCAUUGUCACUGUCAUUCAAGAGAAGGACGUUGGAGAGAGAAGGAGAUUCAUUGUCAUUCUCAUUCAAGAGAAGAACGUUGGAGAGAUCUGAAGGAGAUGGUCAUGGCGCGCGCGUUGUGGAGCUGGAGGAGACGCAGUUGGCGCUGAGCUCAGGCUGGCGGGAUGCAUGCCACUGGAGUCCGCUCCUCCCGCCCGCCAACGCCUCCAUCGACGAGCGGCUCCGGCGGGAGAUCAUCCGAUACGGCGAAUUCGCCCAGGCUUGCUACGACGGCUUCGAAUACAGCGAGGGCUCGGAAUUCUGUGGCGACACAAAGUUCUCCAAGGAGGAGCUCCUCCAGUCCGUGGGACUCCCAAGCACGGGAUACGAAAUCACGGCCUAUCUCUACGCAACAUCGCAGCUGGGCUUGCCCAGCUUCUUCAAGCGCUCCAAUUCCAACGCCCAACCCGGCGACGACUCGUGGACGUCAGACACCAACUGGAUGGGCUUCGUGGCGGUUGCCACAUCGGACGAGGCCAUCCGACGGUUGGGACGCUGCGACUGGCGCGGGACGGUGACGCAGCUCGAGUGGAUCGAGAACCUCAAGGAUCUCCUCCGCCCCACCGGGCUCGACCCCACGGAUCACAACACCAAAGGCGUGAAAGUGGAGACGGGAUUUCUCAGCAUCUACACGUCUCCAGUCCCCGGCGAUCAGGCCGGGAUGAGCGCGAGGCAGCAGCUCCACUCGGAGAUCAAGCGAUUGGUCGGGCUCUACCAGGGCGAGGGUGCCGAGAACGUGAAGACGGACACCGGGACACGCAAUGCCGCAGACCUGGUGCCCAAAGUUCCAGGGGUGAUUGUCAACGAGGACAGCUGUGACAUCAUCUCGCUCAUCUUCCACAGGUUCCCAUGGGCCUACACCCAUGUUGGCACCGAGUUUGAGCUCAGCAGCGACAUCUCUCCGUUUCUGAGGGAAGAUGGUGGCUUGACCGAUCUGCACAACUUGGAGGCCUUGCUUCACCUGGUUGAUGGCUACCAAGGGCCAAGCAAGCCCUUCAGUGUCUCAGGCACCCGGGAUAUCGCGCUGGUGAACAAGAGAUCGGACUAUCUCAAGGCAGAACUUGGAGUUCCAGCGGCCGCAGUGGCAAGCAUCCGCUGCUCCUCCCAAGACCUCCUCUCCUUCGGCCUCGCGCCCAAUGCCUCCUCGGCGCUGUGCUCCAAGCUGGAUUUCGAUAACCAAGGAAACAUUGUUGGCCUCCCUGGAAUUUUCUAA
Selaginella moellendorffii is the source of this 1263-nucleotide messenger RNA. RefSeq names its product phospholipase A1-Igamma1, chloroplastic-like. Lineage: Eukaryota; Viridiplantae; Streptophyta; Lycopodiopsida; Selaginellales; Selaginellaceae. Gene Ontology annotation, molecular function: glycerophospholipase activity. Bases 1 to 1263 code for a protein of 420 amino acids. Gene Ontology annotation, biological process: lipid metabolic process. The transcript is spliced from 2 exons. The record is from RefSeq and is a predicted model, not a curated record.